Fusarium oxysporum Fo47 is the source of this 1365-nucleotide messenger RNA. RefSeq names its product NADH:flavin oxidoreductase/NADH oxidase family protein. Gene Ontology annotation, molecular function: oxidoreductase activity; FMN binding. The transcript has a single exon. The record is from RefSeq and is a predicted model, not a curated record. The coding region runs from base 1 to 1365 and encodes 454 amino acids. NCBI's taxonomy places the organism in Eukaryota, Fungi, Ascomycota, Sordariomycetes, Hypocreales, Nectriaceae.
AUGACAAGGCCACGCUAUGGAAGCGAAAAAGUCGACCCUACGCCGCUGGGGCAGCCCCUCGAAUUCCCCUUCUCCAAACGCGUCGCCAAGAACAGGUUCAUGAAGGCAGCCAUGACAGAGCGUCUAGCAUCAUGGGAUCCCAAGGACCUGAGCAAGCGUGGUAUCCCGACCGAAGACCUGAUCAACACAUAUAAAUGGUUCGGUAAGGGUGGGAUCGGUAUGCUGCUCACAGGCAAUCUCAUGGUCGACCCUGUCAAUAUUGAGGCUGCAGGAAACCUCAUCAUCCCCCCAGACGCACCCUUUGAGGGACCUCGCUUCGCCGCAUAUCAGCGCCUCGCCCACGCUGGGAACCAUGACGGCAGCUUCUUCCUUGGGCAACUCUCCCACGCCGGACGGCAGGUUCAGAGUCGAUUCCAGACAGACCCUGUUUCAGCAUCUGCAGUCCAUCUAGAUAAGGAUGUCUGGGGGAUGAAAUUCUCCAAGCCGCAUGCCGCGAGCAGGGAGGAGGUCAAGGGCAUUGUGGUAGCCUUCACCCAUGCGGCAGAAUUUCUCUACAAGGCUGGCUUCAAUGGAGUUCAACUUCAUGCAGCUCACGGUUAUCUUCUCUCGCAGUUCUUAUCUCGCAGGACCAACAAUAGAACUGACGAGUACGGAGGAUCCGUUGCCAACCGAGCGCGCAUCAUCGUAGAGAUUGUCUCUUCUAUCAGAUCGAGGAUACCUCUAUCCAGUGGUUUCAUUCUCGGCGUCAAGCUCAAUUCGGUUGAGUUCGACGAGAAGGGCUUCACCCCCGAGGAGUGCGCUGAGCUUUGCGAGCUCCUGGAGAAGGAAUGCCAGUUCGAUUUUGUGGAGCUCUCGGGCGGUACAUAUGAAGACAUGGCAUUUGAGCACAAGCGAGAUUCGACCAAGAAGCGCGAGGCGUUUUUCCUCGAAUUUGCCGAAUCCAUUGUGCCAAGGCUCACCAAGACAAAGGUAUACGUCACUGGAGGUUUCCGCACUGUCAGCGCCAUGGUCAAAGCCCUGGACGUGGUCGACGCUAUCGGAUUGGCUCGGCCGUUCUGUGCCGAGCCCACCCUGGCCAAGGACAUCCUGUCGGGGGCCAUCAAGACAGGCACAGUGAUCCCAGAUAUUGAUACUCAAGACUACGGCUUGACUGAGGUGGUGGCCGGUACGCAGAUGCGACAGCUUGGUAGGAAUCAGGCGCCGAUGGAUCUCUCCAAGCCCGAGGUGGUGGAAGCCUUUCAGCAGAGCUUCGCCAAGUGGGAGGCGCUUUUGGAGGAGGAUGGAGACAAAUCCGAGGUCUACGGCUAUGUCGAUUUGGAGGGCGUUGACCUGCCUCCGAUGAGCAGCGAUGUGUGUAAACUCUAG